Sycon ciliatum is the source of this 882-nucleotide messenger RNA. RefSeq lists its product as uncharacterized. The transcript has 2 exons. The coding region runs from base 1 to 882 and encodes 293 amino acids. The record is from RefSeq and is a predicted model, not a curated record. Gene Ontology annotation, molecular function: zinc ion binding; nucleic acid binding. Lineage: Eukaryota; Metazoa; Porifera; Calcarea; Leucosolenida; Sycettidae.
AUGGCAAAGGCCACGAUAGAGCCGUUCGACGGCGGAGACUUUGAGGAAUACCAGGAAAGACUAAAUUUUUUUUUCAUUGCCAAUGAAAUUGGACAAGUGGCGUCCAGUGCGUCAAACGCGGAUAAGGCGAAAGCUGACAAGCGCAUGACGGCUUACCUUAUUUCUCUACUGUCGAAGACUGUUUACUCGACGUUGAAGACCCUGUGCUUGCCAAGAAACCCGACGGAUUUCAAGUACUCCGAGAUCGUUGACAAGCUGAAAGUACAUUACAAGGUGAAAACCUCACGGACGACGGCGACACACAAGUUCCGUCAAUGUGUUCAAGGGCCCUCGGAGAGUGUUACUGAUUAUUCUCAUAAACUCCAGCGCUGUGCUGUAGAGUGCAAGUUCGGCGAUCAUUUGGACAGAGCUCUUUGUGAUCAGUUUGUGGCUGGGCUGCGCGAUCUAGACACGCGCAAAUUUAUUUUGUCAAAGCCGGACGACGACGUAAAGUCAUUUCAGAACGUAUUUCAACUGGCGUUGACGGAGGAGACGGCAGGUCUGUUUGCUCGUACUCUACAGGCCAGUGGGAGCGCCAGGGACCAAGUCCAAGAUGACGGAGUGCACGAGUUGCGGACGAGGCACUCGUCGGACAAGCACAAAUUUCAGUCAAAGUCCAAGUCCAAAACACCCACUACUAAGUCUAAGGCAUGUUAUCGUUGUGGUGUCGCCAGCCAUUUGGCCACUGCAUGUAAGCACAAAGACACUCGCUGCCGACACUGCCACAAGACUGGCCAUCUGGAGCGGGUGUGUCUGUCCAAGAAACGCCAGCAAGAUUGUCAUCAACUCCAGGAGACGAUCAGUUCUGAUGAUGAGUGUGUGGAUCUGCUUCUGCCUGUGUGA